UCUAGUAGUCGAGGAGUGAGGAAUUAUUGCAUGGUGUGAUUCUGUGUAGUGCGGAUGCCGACGAGAAACAGUAUUUUUAGUGUAGUUGAUUCCCGGCGGUCGAAGAGGUGUUUCUGAUUGGUGACAAGUUGAUUCAUGUAAGCGUUUGUUCUGUGACAAUUUACCACAUGCACGCACCGGUGGAGACCUGUAGGAUUCCUCAGCUGAUUCCGUGUGUUACGCACGAUGUUCCAGGGAUGAAUGCUAGUGACUUGUAUGCAGUGAUUUAAUAAAUGUCCUCCUAGAGACAAAGGCAGAAUUUGUUUUUAAUUCCUAACAAAGUGUUGAGUGAAAUAGUCAAUAAUAUAUUAAAUGACCAGUGAAGAUAUUCUAGGAUUGAUUUCGUGGUAACUACGUUUCUCCAUAAUUGGUGGGGAAACAUUUCAGAGAAUGGAUUGGUGGACCUUGGCGAUUUCUGUACUCUCAAGUUUGGCUGCCAUAAUGUUUACAAGACUGACAAUGCCGCAUUUGGAUCUACGUAAACCUCUAAUUUGUUUUUUGCUGUUGAUUCUCUUCCUAAAUUAUUGUGAUAACAAGCCUAUGAAUUGUGGCAUGCCUCAGAGAUUUGACUCAGAAAUAAGUUUAGCAUUUUGCUCUUUUCGAGAAUUAACAGAGCCUAGUAUUUUCAAAUCAUACGAAAGUAUGACAAAACUUAAUGUAUCCCAUAACAAUUUACAAAGACUGCACGUUGAUGUCUUUAAAUAUAACCUUAAACUUAUUGAUUUAGAUUUAAGUUAUAAUCCAGAUUUAGGCAAGGAUUACCAGGGCACAGAAUGUAUUAUCAAAAGCGAUUCGUUACGAAAAUUGAAUCUUGCAUUCACCGGAUUUGGACUCAUACAACCUGAAUCUAUUUGUGCCCCUAAUUUGAAGUAUAUUAAUCUUGUUGGCGUUCAUAGGUGUGAACUAACUCGUUCAUUAUUUAAACAGAAGAAACCUUUUGUUAUUAUUACGUGUGGAGGAAUUAAUCCCGAAGCUAUUUCUGAGAUUUCUACUUUUUCACCAUUGAACACACAAUCUUCGACUAUUAGACCCACUACAACGACAGGUGAUUCUGCGUCACAAGGUCUAUCGGUAACAUCCAUGACGAAUUCAUCAGGUGCCACGACGCAGCAGCCAGUUAUUGCUCCUACUUUUGCUUCUGCGGACGGAGGGCCGGACGAGGAUCCUGAGCCAAUUAACUCCGAGGGAACUCCUGUCGCGGUGUGGGUGGGGCUAGGAGUAGUGGGAGUGGUAGUGGUAAUAAUUACGAUCCACGUUAUUGUUUUAUGUGGUUUCCCCCGUACUAAAUAUGCGCACGUUUUGCGCACUUGGCGGAACAGACACAUUUGUGUGGUAUUGAGAAAUUUCUUUUGUGCUCCUCGUAAUGGAUCGAUACAUGAAAAUGCAAAUACUCGAGAGAAUUCGGAUAUUUCUCCUGGGGAUAAUGAAUCAGAUGCAGAGCAGUCUUCAUUCCUAAACCGAUAAAACUAGAAAAACCACGAACAGCACGUUUUCUAUGUUGGGGAAACUUAUGAAUGAUGACAUGCUCUAAGGUACCUGAUAUUGCUGAUGUUAUAGUUAUUUACGAAAGGAACAUAAUAAUACGUACCAAUUGGAGAAUUAUUAGAUAGAUACCGUUAUCACUUUUUUAUAAAAAAGAAUCUAUUGUUACUAGUCAUUGGUUAUUUAAGAAAGUGCGUAUUGUAUCGGUUGUUUACGUUACGUAUGAACACGAAUAAUUAACUAUUCCCGCCGCCCUCUGAUUCCUUCGAGAAUGAAUAAUUGAAUAAGUUGUGCGAAUGUUUUUUACAACGUUGCAAAUUUUAAUUUUAACACAUGAAAAUGUAAGAUAUACGUACAAUUUUCCUUAAACUGAUCUCUUAAAAGGAGUAAAUUAAGAAAAUUACUAUUAGGGGACUGGUCUGUAGUUUCAGUGCAUUGCUAUUGCGUAUUUCAACUUAUUUUGUACAGAGUGCAUCUUUUAUCUCGCAACCCAGUCUACGCAUACGUUUGAGCCCAAAAUCACAAAUAGAAAAGUGUAAUAGUUCUAAGAAUAUUACUUGCAAUAGCACAAUAUGACUGCACAAAGCGGCAGUACUCUCUUUCUUUGGGACGAGAGUUUUGAACUGCAUUUUUGGCGGUCGCUUAUCAAUAAACGUACCAAACACUUACGUAACCCUUUUAGGCCGUGCUAUGUAUUCUAUAUAUUAAAUUUAUAUUGUAAUAUAUUUUGUGGUUGAUACCUCCUCGAUUUUUAAUUAAUGAUCAUUAUUGUAUUUUGAUGUUAUCCAAAUUAAUUUCUAAAUUACUCACCAGUGCCAUAUUUUUGUCAUUUCUCCUUGAAAAUAAUUGAGUAAUUUCCCUUAAAGAUGUGUUUGCGUACUUAUUUCUGGAUUAAAAAAAAUAUUUCCGAAAAAUAACGGGGAUUUAUUUUAAUUGAAUGUUGACAUUUUACUAUCAGUCAGGAGAUUGGAGUGUAGUCAGAAAGAGGCGAGGGCUGUUGUAAAUCAAUGAAAAUUAACUUUCACAAGUUUUAAAUUUUGUUGUCAAGUGUAGAGAAUUUCACGGAUUUCGUCAGUAAUAAAUCAAAUUUUCAGUAAUAUUCUUAAGUGUUUAUCAUUAAUAAAUGCAUACAUAUUGCCUCAUUUUGAGUCCUUGGAAAUACCUUCGAGUUGUUAACCAUGCUUCCUAUUUUUUGGAGGACGCGAGUUAAGAUUUUAGCUAUAAAAUGAGACCGUGUAAUUAAAAAAAUAAGUACAGGAGGGCAACUUUUGCUUGUGAAUAUUACAAGGGAUGCAUGUUAUUGGAUUUGUGAGACCAGAAAUGACCCGAGUAAAAACGCUCCAAAGCUCGUGAGAUGCAGUAUUUCGUUCGCUGUUUAGUUUUGUUCCGAGACGUGCUUCUAUGGGCAGACUAAAGGAAGAACGUGUGUUGCGUUCAAGAUUAGUAAAGCAGCCCAAGUACUCUUUAGUUGUUUUUUCUAGUAGGGAUUUGACUCUUCUCAGAGCGGGCCGCUUGGUCUUUUGGCUGUAAUCCACUCCCCCUUCGGGUAGCACUAAUGCUCCGUCAACCGGAUGAGACGGCAACCCACGCUCCUCUCAACUCUUCCUGAAUUAAACCUGGGAAGAGUCACCCAGCCAGGUCGGGCUCCCAGUUUUCUAAUCUGACACUGCAGUCGUCAUCACGAUAUGCCGAGGAAAAAGCAGCUUCUCAUACCCAUGCGUAACGGGAUGUGCAGCGACGAUGCCUAGCGUCCAAGUGAACGCCACCCGAUUUAUGGCCCAGGUGGCUGGGAGCCCCUAACCCCUCUCCUCACUGCGCACACUGUACUUACGGUCUCUCCAGCAAUCAGGGUUACCGAACAGGGGAUUUCAAUUUCCCGCUUGGGCGAUCUGUAUGUAGUCAGCGGCCGAAGCCACGUUCCUAAUCCUUCCCCACGGCUGAUAGAGCCCAAAUGGCGGUCCGCCCAGGCAGAGCCCUCGCGACCAGGGGACUUAACUUCGCAGUCUCACUGCACCCACUUUGGUCCUAACGACGUGCAAGCCUCCGAAAAAUGCAGGUCCCGGUUUCCCAUUUCGACCAGAGAAUCAGGCCAGUACAACGUGCAUCCCCCUCUGCGAGGAGACCGAAGGAAGGAUUCAAAGCGCGUGCGUUUCUGCACCCUCUCUCAGCGACCAGAUGCGCCAUAUUUCCCUUCCAUGGCCUCACUUCGGUGUGAGUCGCCUGUUUCCUGCUCUAGACGGUUGCACGAUGGAUGAUGCACUCUCUAGUAUGACAUCGUACGCGGCAGUCUUCUGCAUUUACUUCUAGUGGUUACUGUUAAAGUGAGUGACUGAAAAAUGCGUAGAAGAUCUAUACUAGUGUUUUCGAUUGCUGUGAAGUUCGUGGAUGCAAAAACGUAAUAUAUUUUUGUGAAUAGAUUUCAUUAAUAUAGUAUGUAGAAAAAAUAUCAUUGAAAUUAUUAUUGUAUGCAGUCGUGUUAAGUUGCUAUAGAUGAAACGCUUUAACUGUUAACUAUUGUUAUAAGCAUUUCAACAGUUAAGUGCCAUUGUUACAAGCAUUUUAUUUUUGAAAGCUAGUAUGGAAAAUGGAUUAGUUUUAUUCUAUUUAUAAUAUAUUUUGUGAUUGUAAUUUAAUUACGUAUGUUUGCAGUCAAAGAGGUCAUGACAAGAAGUUAACUCAAAUUAUCAAAAUUGAGUCAUCAGGAACUAGCAACAUUUCAUAAAAAGACUUAACUCAGGAAGGUGACAACUAUUUUUGAAAAGAACCAUCAGCCAAUCCCAAUUAUUAUAUAUUUAUAACCAUUUUUGUUAAAACUGAUGAAAUAUGCGUUAACAUGUUCUUGUCGGGGCUUCUGCAAUUAGAAUUAAGUCAAGUGUAUUUCUGUGGUAGAUUAAAUCUACACAAUUAAGAUGUGGUAGACAAAUGAUGAGUAAAUAAAGAGAAUGAGCGAUGUUUUUUACUUACAAGAAAAUAAAAUAUGAAAUACCUAUUUUGAAAUGUGAAAAAUUUUGUUGAUUUUGUUUGUAAAGAUUUGAAAUAAAAUUUAAUAAUCCGG
Molecule: messenger RNA, 4576 nt
Organism: Gryllus bimaculatus (two-spotted cricket)
Lineage: Eukaryota; Metazoa; Arthropoda; Insecta; Orthoptera; Gryllidae
Source: the annotation of a GenBank genome assembly